AUGGCACAGUUGUCUGUCCGAUUAACAGGUAUGCCAAAGGAAAAAUAUGAUCCUCCAGAUCCCCGCAGAUGUUACACCAUCAUGUCAGCCGAGGAGGCAGCCGCUGGGAAGAAGUCAUACUGGGCGGAGCUUGAGAUAUCUGGACGAGUAAGGAAUUUGAGCAGCUCUUUAUGGACACUAACCCACCUCACGGCACUGCACAUCAACGACAACAACCUGACUCGCAUCCCGCCCGACAUCGCCAAGCUGCCAAACCUGGUCUACCUGAACCUGUCGUCCAAUAAGCUCCGCAGUUUGCCCGCCGAACUUGGAAACAUGGUCUCUCUCAGGGAAUUGCUUUUAAAUAACAAUCUUUUACGAGUUCUGCCUUAUGAACUUGGGAGACUUUUCCAGUUACAAACCUUGGGGCUAAAAGGAAAUCCUUUGUCCCAGGACAUUCUCAACCUGUACCAGGAACCCGACGGAACCAGAAAGCUUUUGAACUACAUGCUCGACAAUCUAGCAGAACAGCUCCCCCAAAGACCUUGGAUCACUCUGAAACAGCGAGACGAGAUGAUCCCCACAGCGGUGUUCACAGUCAUGUGCUACAACGUCCUGUGUGACAAGUAUGCCACGCGGCAGCUGUACGGCUACUGUCCGUCCUGGGCCCUGAACUGGGAGUACCGGAAGAAAGGCAUCAUGGAGGAAAUUACCAGCUGUGACGCUGACAUCAUCAGCCUGCAGGAGGUGGAAACCGAGCAGUACUACACGUUGUUCCUGGAGACACUAAAGGAUCGCGGCUACGACGGCUACUUCUGCCCCAAAUCCCGUGCCAAACUGGUCUCAGAGCAGGAGAGGAAGCAUGUGGACGGCUGUGCAGUCUUCUUCAAGACCAACAAGUUCACGUUGGUCCAGAAGCACACUGUAGAGUUCAAUCAGGUCGCCAUGGCCAACUCAGAGGGGUCCGAGGUCAUGCUGAACAGAGUGAUGACCAAAGACAACAUCGGGGUGGCCGUUCUGCUGGAGGUCAACAAGGACGCAUUCUCUGGUGGUAUGAAGCUACCGCAAGAGAGGCAGCUGAUCCUGGUGGCCAACGCCCACAUGCACUGGGACCCCGAGUACUCGGACGUCAAGCUGAUACAGACCAUGAUGUUCCUGUCGGAGCUGAAGAGCAUCGCGGAGAGGGCUCUGGGCUCCGUGGUGACGGGCUCGCCGACCUCCGACCCGUCCUCCAUCCCCAUCGUCUUGUGCGCCGACCUCAACUCACUGCCUGACUCCGGUGUGGUGGAAUACCUGAGCAACGGGGGCGUGGCCGAGAACCACAAAGACUUUAAAGAGCUACGCUACAACGAAUGUCUGACCAACUUCAACUGCAACGGCAAGAAUGGCAACUCGGACGGGAGCAUCACACACAGUUUCCAGCUGAAGAGCGCCUAUGACAGCAAUCUGAUGCCUUACACCAACUACACAUACGACUUCAAGGGUGUCAUCGACUAUGUCUUCUUCUCCAAGACGCACAUGAGUGUCCUGGGCGUGUUGGGGCCGCUGGACAGCCAGUGGCUGACAGACAACAACAUCACCGGCUGCCCCCACCCGCACAUCCCCUCCGACCACUUCUCCCUGCUGGCCCAGCUGGAGCUGCGCCCUCCUCUGCCCCACCCGCUCAGUCCGCUCAACGGCCUGCACCUACCGGUCCACAGGUAGUGCAGCCCCAGGGAGCCCCGCCCACCAGCCCCGCCCCCACAAACCCCCCGGCUUUUAAACACUCGUCGACCGACACACACACACACACACACA
Messenger RNA from Menidia menidia (Atlantic silverside), 1776 nucleotides. The record is from the annotation of a GenBank genome assembly. NCBI's taxonomy places the organism in Eukaryota, Metazoa, Chordata, Actinopteri, Atheriniformes, Atherinopsidae.